Messenger RNA from Danio aesculapii, 6372 nucleotides. RefSeq lists its product as uncharacterized. The record is from RefSeq and is a predicted model, not a curated record. Gene Ontology annotation, molecular function: nucleic acid binding. Gene Ontology annotation, biological process: DNA integration. The transcript has 2 exons. The coding region runs from base 413 to 6037 and encodes 1874 amino acids. NCBI's taxonomy places the organism in Eukaryota, Metazoa, Chordata, Actinopteri, Cypriniformes, Danionidae.
UUCUGUCCCCUUUAAGAGAAAGCCAUGCGGGAGAUCGCAUUGGACUCUGGGAUAAAAAACAACACAAGCAAAAAAGUACACGAUGCUCAGCGAGUGACUCAUGUUCUUGUGCACAAAUAACCUGUAAACCUGUUCAAAAACUGAUAUUUUCCUGUUCCCAGUGUGUUUGACCACGCACGCAUACACACACAUAUGCACAGAAUAAAAAAUAACUACGACAACUACAAAUGCUUCAUUACAACAACCAAAUGCUGUGAGUUCUACAUCUGGGAAUAAAGAAAAUAACAAACUCCAUGUUAAUGUUAUCUUUAUUGGUAACAUUAAAGUCAAACACAUUGAAUCAAGGAGUCUAAUAUCAAAUCGAGAAGACUAACAUCACAAUCAAGAAAUUAAUAAAGCAAAAAACAGCAACAUGGAUUCAGAGGCAAUUUCCACUCCUGAACAACAACAACAACCACCAAAUCUAAAGCGUCAACGUGGAGUUGCAAAGGCAGCAGUAACACGCUUGAUGACACAAAUUACUUCAGCUAUGAACUGUAACCAGCCCAAAGAAGUAGAAACAAAACUUUCUAAUUUGGAUGAGGCUGUAGCUCAGUUUCAUGAGGUACAUGAUAUGUACCACAAAACAUUAGAAGAUGAUGAUGACCUAGAUGCUUCUAACGGGUAUUUAACAUCAGUCAUGCGUGAUGUACAAGAUUUGCAGCAUACAGUCUUGAGCUGGCUGGAAGAUUUUAAGCUAGAAUCUCCUGAUGCGAUAAAUAUUCAAGAUUCAGUUACUGAUGAAAUUGUGAAGUCUCCUAUAUCCUUUGCAGACCAACUAUCUAAUCAGCUACAGGAGCUACAUAAACUCAGGCAAAAGGAAAAACAGGAGUUUUCUAUGCUUAUGGCCCAGCAGGAAGAACGCCUUCGUGCAGAGUUUAAAUUACAGCUUCAACAUACAGAGCUUAAAAUGGAUGAACACGGAGUCAAGGAGCCAGAGUUAACGACAGUAAACAAGGACUUUUCAACACCUGUUUCAGGUAACCCGCCCCUUAACUUUCGUUCAUCAUUCUCAACAGUGAAUGAAAAUUCUCUGAGUCAACUUCUAGAGCUGUCAAAGCAACAAUAUCAGUCACAUAUCGACUCCAUGCAUCUACCACCUGUUGACAUAAUCAAGUUUGAUGGAGAGCCUUUGAAGUAUUGGCAGUUCAUGAAAUUAUUCAAUUCUGUGAUUGAUAAAGAGACAGUGCCUGACCAAGAGAAGCUAACUCGACUGUAUCAGUACACAGUGGGGCAAGCUAGAGAUGCCAUUUCACAUUGCUUGUAUAAUCCUGAUUCGAGCUUGGGUUAUGCAAAUGCAAUGGCUAUUCUGAAAAAACGUUUUGGCAAUCCAUAUGCAAUAUCGCAGGCAUGGGUAGACAAAGUACUCAACUACAAAGAUAUUAAAGACAACAAGCAGUUACAGAGCUUUGCGGACAUUUUGUGCAGCUGCCGGGACACUUUGAAAGCGAUGAAGUGUGAGGAGGAGUUAAAUGGUGGACGCACUUUGCUGCAAAUUGUGGAAAAGCUGCCUGAGGAUCUAAAGAAAAGAUGGCUCACAAUAAACUACGAGAUCAUCAAUGCUGGACGUAUGCCAAAGCUGGAUGACAUAGUCAGUCUUGUGGAAUCAGAAGCCGCUAAGAGGGCGGAUCCUAUCUACGGAAAACUUCUUAGCCCUUCUAAUCGAAGUUGUCUACCAAACUCUAAAUCAAACGCUAAAUCAACUUUCAACAAAAAAAGGCAGACAUUUGCAGUGACAGCUACUAAUGAACCCACUACUUCAUUCACACCAAAAACAGCAAUAAGGUUUAAAUGCCCAAAAUGCACUGAUGGACAUUUUCUAAACCAGUGUCAAGCCUUCAGAGCUCUGUCAGUACAAGAGCGGUUGAUCUUUGUCCAACAGCAAAAACUCUGCUUAAACUGUUUCAUGAAAGGUCAUCAAAGCUCAGUCUGUACUCGCAGCUGGGUAUGCAAGGUGCCUGGAUGUGGUAAGAAACACAAUAGCUGGCUGCACUCAGCCCUGGUGACAUCUAAUAACACAGAUUACAGACAAUCUACAAACCAGGAAUCCAGAGAUGAUGCAGUUGGUGAUUCACCACAAACAAUCCAAGCACAUGCCACCAGAAAGUGCACUGAAUUUAGUAAAAAAAAGAUUGCACUUCCUAUACUGCCAGUAGUUGUUUCAGACAUGCACAAUCAAUUCUCAAUGAAUGUAUUUGCUUUGCUAGACAGUGGCUCCAAUGGUACAUUUGCUUCCAAAAAACUAGUCCAUGCUCUAAAAUUGGAAUCACGCAAAGUGAACAUUAAACUGAACACUAUGGAGACCAAAAAUCUUAAUGUAGUCACCAUGGCAGUGGAUCUGUGUGUCGAAGAUGCACAACGAAGAAAUUCUUUUCAAAUGAAGGGAGUGAUCUGUCGGGAUCAUCUGAAUAUAAGUCUCGAUAACCUUGUCACUCAACAGGAGGUGUUUCAGUGGCCACAUCUACAAGAAAUCGCAGAUGAAAUCAGCCUACCUGACAUUGAUCUAUCUGAUGAAGUUCACCUGCUGAUUGGACUAGAUCAGCCUGACAUUCUUGUUCCCCGUGAGACACGCUGCGGUGAGUCAGGUGAGCCGUAUGCAGUUUUAACUGGUCUGGGGUGGACGCUUCAUGGACCAAUAUCUAAUGGUUCCACAACUAUAUCUGCCAAUUUCAUACAAGCAGAUAACUCACUGCAACAAGCUGUUGAAAGAUUCUGGAAACUUGAUGAUCCAGUACAUGUGAACAAUAACUCAAUGUCUAUAGUCGACAAACAAGUGGUGGAGCUGUGGAAAAAACAAGCGGUUAAAGAGAACGGUCAUUAUACACUUCCCAUACCCUUCAAGGAACACCCACCUCGACUCCCAUGCAACUAUGCAAUGGCUAAACAUCGACUGGACCUUCUGGGAAGGAGGUUAAAGAAGGAUCCAGAUCUACAACAAAAGUACAUAGAUGGUAUCUGUGACUCUCUGCGUAAAGGCUAUGCGGAGGAGGUUGUUGACAUUAACAGAGACGAUGGGUGGGUGUGGUACCUUCCACAUCAUCCGGUGCUACAUCCACGAAAGCCAGGAAAGAUUAGGAUUGUCUUUGACUGUGCUGCACGAUACCAAGGUGCUUCAUUAAAUGACUGCAUUCACCAGGGCCCAGACCUUACUAACAAGCUGCUUGCUGUUCUUCUAAAGUUUAGACAAGAUCCCAUUGCUUUAAAUGCUGAUAUUGAAAGCAUGUACUACCAAGUCAAGGUGCCACCACAAGAAAGAGAUGUGCUUCGUUUCCUGUGGUGGGAGGAUAAUGAUCCUGACAAACCACCUAAACACUUUCGAAUGACCGCUCAUCUUUUCGGAGGUGUUUGGAGUCCUAGUGCUGCCAAUUUUGCUAUGCAGAAAGUCACAGAAGACAAUUGUGAAAGGUUUUCUGAUGAUGCCUUGGAAACUGUGAGACGAAAUUUCUAUGUCGAUGACUGUCUCAAGUCACUAUCAACUGUAAAUGAUGCCAUUAAACUUGCUUCUGAACUCCGUGAGCUCCUCAGCUGUGGAGGCUUUAGGCUAACUAAGUGGUUGAGCAAUUCCAAGGAAGUCAUGAAAACAAUUCCAGCUGAACUGUGGGCCAACUCAUUGCAUGAGGUCAAUCUCGAUCAGGAGGACUUACCAUAUGAACGAACACUAGGCGUCCUUUGGGAUGUAGAAAGAGACUGUUUUACAUUCGAAGUCAAGACAGUUGAUAAGCCUGCAACAAAGAGAGGAAUUUUGAGCACUACCAGUUCCAUCUUUGAUCCUUUAGGAUUCGCUAGCCCAUUUGUGCUCAAAGCAAAGGCAAUCUUUCAAGAGCUGUGCCGCAGAAAAGUUGAUUGGGAUGAGGAAAUACCAGCAGAUGUAGUAACACAGUGGCGCAGAUGGUUAAAUGACUUGCCUCUGCUCUCGGCGUUGACAAUUCCAAGAUGUCUUAGAUCAAUAUCCACCAGUUGCUUGUCACCGAUUCAGCUCCAUCACUUUUCUGAUGCUUCAGAAUUGGCUUAUGGUGCAGUUUCUUACAUCAUGAUGGAUGAAACUUGUAGGCUUGUAAUGUCGAAGGCCAGGCUUGCGCCUAUCAAACCCAUUAGCAUUCCACGAUUGGAGCUACUAGCAGCGGUAGUGGCUACAGAGCUGGAUCAGAUUAUCAAGCAUCACUUGGAAAUCCCAAUUGGAGAAACUUUCUUUUGGACGGACAGUACAAUUGUACUUCAGUACAUUAACAACAAACACUGUCGUUUUCAGACUUUUGUUGCUAAUAGAGUUGCAAAAAUACUUGAACGUUCUGAACCCAGUCAAUGGAGACACAUUGACUCUGCUUCUAACCCUGCAGAUGAUGUCUCUCGCGGGAUGACUGUGGGAGACAUCUUAUCAAGUAAACGAUGGGUGUCUGGUCCACAAUUUCUUCUGCAUGAGAAGGAACACUGGCCUAUCCAACCUGAUGUGAAUAAAUUACCAGAGGAAGCAGAGAUCAAGCGAACUAAAGACGUGUAUGCAGCUAGCAUAAGUUCCAACCAGGUGACGAAAAAUGCAAUGGAUAGACUUCUGGAACAGUAUUCCAGUUGGCACAGAUUAAAAAGGGCUACUGCUAUCUUGUUGCGUCUCAAAACCUUGUUGCGCAAAAAAGCCAAUGAGCAUCUUUCUGAUCCAAUCACUGUUGAUGAGCUACAAGAGGCAGAAUUAGCCAUUCUUAGCUAUAUACAAACGAAAUCUUUCGGAACCACUCAAACAAAAAACAAUUCUCUUGCCAAGCUUAAGCCGUAUCAGGAUGAUAACGACCAACUACUUCGUGUAGGAGGGAGACUAACAAAUGCCCCAAUUCCCUUUGAGGCUAAACAUCCAAUAAUUCUGCCUAACAAUCACCAUGUCACCUCUCUGAUUGUGAAUCACUACCAUCUUCGCUUGGGACAUGCAGGAACAGAAAGAGUGCUCAGUGAAAUUCGACAACGUUUCUGGAUUCUGAAAGGCAGAGUUGUCAUUAAUCAAUCUCUCAAGUCAUGUCUGCAGUGUCGAAAACUUAGAGCUAAACCUCAGGACCAACAAAUGGCAGACUUGCCUGACUCUAGAGUGACACCAAGCGAGCCUCCAUUUAGUCGUGUAGGCAUUGACUACUUCGGACCUUUCUUGAUUAAAAGGGCACGUAGUGAGAUCAAGAGAUAUGGAUGUUUGUUCACAUGCCUUACUACAAGAGCAAUCCAUCUAGAAAUUGCGCACAGCCUUGAUACGGAUUCAUUUAUCAAUGCCUUACAAAGGUUCAUUGCUAGGAGAGGCCCACCCACUGAAAUACGAUCUGAUAACGGAACUAAUUUCGUGGGGGGAUUGAGAGAAUUGCGGAAUGCUAUCAGAGACUGGAAUCAGCUAAAAAUUUCAGAUUAUUUGCUGCAAAACAGUGUAAAGUGGAUAUUCAAUCCACCUGCUGCCUCCCACAUGGGUGGUAUUUGGGAGCGACAAAUACGUACUGUUCGUUCUGUUCUCAACACUGUCUUGUCACAGCAGACACCAGAUGAUGAAGGUUUGGCAACAUUGUUUUGCUGCGUUGAGUCUAUUGUCAAUGGUAGGCCAAUCACUAAACUUUCAGAUGACCCAUCAGAUCCUCUACCACUUACACCAAAUCAUUUGCUGUUACUUCGUUCCGGUCCAACUCUACCUCCAGGAGCUUUUGUGAAACAGGAUCUUUACCGACGCAGAUGGCGUCAGGUUCAAUAUCUGGCUGAUGUCUUCUGGGCCAGAUGGAUCAAAGAGUAUUUGCCUGCUUUACAGCAACGUCAGAAAUGGCACCAACCAAAGAGGAACCUAAAAGUUGGAGAUCUUGUGCUUAUCUUGCAUGAACACACACCACGAAAUCACUGGCCUUUAGGACUGCUUACUCAAGUUUACCCAGGCGCGGAUGGACUUGUGCGUACUGUGGAAGUGAAAACACAAGCAGGAAUCUUUACUUGUCCAGUGGACAAAAUCUGUCUUCUGGAGGCCAAUUUUUUCACCAAUGACAGUUAAGUUUAGGACACAACCCUUUUCUCUGUUCUUAAAUGACCUUUGAAAGGGUCAUUGGGGCCCGGGAUGUUGGGUUCUGUCCCCUUUAAGAGAAAGCCAUGCGGGAGAUCGCAUUGGACUCUGGGAUAAAAAACAACACAAGCAAAAAAGUACACGAUGCUCAGCGAGUGACUCAUGUUCUUGUGCACAAAUAACCUGUAAACCUGUUCAAAAACUGAUAUUUUCCUGUUCCCAGUGUGGUAAGAAAGUUUAAUGUUUGUUUUGGUAUCACUUUGUGAAGUUUGAAUAGUCUGUUUGAGAUCGCUAAGUAAAGUUAGCGCCUAAGCGCCUAAUGUGAU